Molecule: messenger RNA, 1602 nt
Organism: Quercus lobata
Lineage: Eukaryota; Viridiplantae; Streptophyta; Magnoliopsida; Fagales; Fagaceae
Product: zinc finger MYM-type protein 1-like
Exons: 3
Coding region: 1-1602 (533 amino acids)
Source: RefSeq, a predicted model, not a curated record
AUGGAAUUGCCAACAACUAAUGUUGCUAUUCCAAUUCUAGAAAAUGUGGAUGUUCCAAUUUCGGAAAAUGUGGAUGUUCCAAUCUCUCAAACACAAUUUCAAAGAAUUGACCUUGAUUCUUUGGAUUAUGAUCCUGGAACACGCAAAAAAAUAUGGGAAUAUCAUGUUAAUCAACGUGAUGAAAUUCGACAGGCUUACAUUAAAAAAGAUCCGCACCAACCUCCUCUAGAGACAUUCAAAAAAAGUGGAAAGCGCAAUUGUAGCUUUCAAGCUUCUUGGUAUAGAAAUAAUUCAAAAUGGCUUGAAUAUUCUCCUACAACAGAUGCAGCUUAUUGUCUACCUUGCUUUGUCUUUCAUAAUCCAAAUGUGGUUGUGGGACAAAAUACAUUCAUUAUUGGUGGAUUUAGAAAUUGGAAAAAGGUUGGGGGCAAAGAUUGUUAUUUUCAAGGUCAUAUAGGAAAGGAUCCUAACUCAGCUCAUAGAGUUGCUGAGCAAAUGUCUUUUAGAGGUCGAGAUGAAAGUUUUAGUUCAUUAAAUCGUGGGAACUUUCAUGAAUCAUUGGGUAUUGUGACUUUUUGGAAUGAAAAGGUUGCUGAAAUAACAAAAAAAGCUCCCAAAAAUGCAACCUACACAUCACCUAGGAUUCAAAAGGAAAUUCUACAUGUUUUCUCAGCCAAAGUGAAGAAGGCCAUUCGGGAAGAAAUUGGUGAUGUAAAGUUUUGCAUAAUGAUUGAUGAAGCUCGUGAUGAGUCCAUGAAAGAGCAAAUGGCUGUGGUUUUUAGAUAUGUUGAUGCAGAAGGCUUUGUGAAAGAACGCUUUUUUGGGCUUAUUCAUGUUAUUGACACUGCGGCUUUGACUCUAAAGAAGGGGAUAUAUUCUUUGUUAUCUCAACAUUGCUUAGAUAUACAAAAUAUUCGAGGGCAAGGAUAUGAUGGAGCAAGCAACAUGCGAGGUAUGUGGAAUGGAUUACAAGCUUUGAUUUUGAAUGAUUGCCCAUAUGCUUACUACAUCCAUUGUUUUGCACAUCGCUUACAAUUGGCAUUAAUAAAAGCAUCAAAACAAGUUGUUCCCAUUAGUCAUUUUUUUCUUACAUUGCUUUUUCUGAUCAAAAUUGUUAAUGCUUCAUGCAAGCGCAAUGAGCAAUUGAAAGUUGCCAAUGCUAAUGAAAUAGCACGUUCGAUUGAUCAUGAAGAGCUUGAGACUAGAAGUGGACUUAAUCAAAUUGGCACUUUACAACGACCUGUAGAAACACGUUGGAGUUCACAUUUUAGAUCAGUUUCUAGCUUAUUAAGGAUGUUUACUUCAACUGUUGAAGUUUUACAAAAUAUAAUUGAUGAUGCAAUUGAUGGAGAACAUCGGGCAGAAGGAGAGUCAGCUUAUGAUGGUUUAACUUCAUUUGAAUUUGUCUUCAUCUUGCAUCUUGAGAAGGAAACUAUGGAGAUCACUGAUAAACUUUAUUAUGACAAACAAGUGUUGGAGAAGGAGCUUUAUCAUUUUGAGCAUAAUGUAGUCCAAGAUCCAGAGUUCAAAAAAUUGAAAAGUUUGGAUUCAAUAGUAGAUGAUUUUGAAGAUUUGAAAGAGCGUCGAGUUCCUUUUUCAUAG